Messenger RNA from Actinia tenebrosa (Australian red waratah sea anemone), 4971 nucleotides. RefSeq names its product hemicentin-1-like. Gene Ontology annotation, molecular function: cell adhesion molecule binding; calcium ion binding. The record is from RefSeq and is a predicted model, not a curated record. Gene Ontology annotation, biological process: cell-cell adhesion. Gene Ontology annotation, cellular component: cell-cell junction; plasma membrane. Lineage: Eukaryota; Metazoa; Cnidaria; Anthozoa; Actiniaria; Actiniidae.
GAGUCAAUGUGUACGAAGGCUCGACUACUUAUGUAGUUGGAGACUACAGUAUCAAUAACAUAAAUAUUACAUGGYUAUUGAGUAUGACCGUGUUUGACGGACCAGAUAAAAUAUUCAUAAAACAGCUGAUAUUUCGUUCGUUCUUACCGUGAUUCAUUUGUCCUGAUGAAGAUGAAGCUUGGGUUUCUUUUUUUCAUCCUUGUGCAGCUUAGCAUAUUUUCUUCAAGCGAGGCACUCUCUUGGGGGAGUCAACCAACCUCGGCUACCGGGAUUCAAGGCCAAAGUGUCAACAUCACCUGGACUGUUAAUCUAAAUGGAGGUGAAGCAUGGGGAAAUGUUAAAGUGAACCAGGUAGUAGGUGGCUUUAAAGAAGCGAUGAUAUUGUAUGACAAGRCAAAUAGGAGAGCUGUUUAUCCUGAUUAUGCAAGUCGAGAUGCGGAUCUGAAUCUAACUGCUUCUCUCACYGGYACUCUACUGACAUCGGUGUUUACAAUGAAAAACCUGAACCAAUCGACUGAUGAGCGUUUCUACGACUUGCAUAUAAUCUUUACUGAUAGCAUAGGCAGCCUUGACAGCCGCCAUUCAGUUGACUUGAAACUAACAAUCCUUGUACCGACCACGUUAACCAGUCCAAACUUUAACCAAAGUACUGUCACUAUUAACGAAACACAGACUGCACAGCUUGAAUGUACUGCAACUGGUCACCCUACACCCAGUAUUAACUGGACAAGAGAUGGAGUGAUCGUUGGCACAGGAAGCCCAUACACUACACCAGCAGUUACAUCCAACGAUGACAAGGCGUGUUAUACGUGUGUAGCUUAUAAUGGAGUCCUUGAUGCCAAGACGGCUAACUUCUGUCUAAACGUUCAAUAUAAACCAAAAAACGCAACAGUUUUGAGUGACAGAUCAACAGUUUGCCAGAAUGAUAAAGUGAAUCUGUCCUGUACAUCAGGACCAGCCAACCCAGUAACCAGCAGUUACGAAUUUUACGAUAAUGAUGUUCUUAUUGGAACCAGUGCAUCCAACGUUUAUGAAACUACAGCUACUGCAGGCUUACCAUCUGUAAACAAGUUUGUUUGUGUACCAAGAAAUCUUCUGGGACCCUCCUUGAAAAAUGGAAGCGUGGAAGUUACUGCAAAAGUGGCGCCAGCUAUAGUUACGUCACCUGUCUCCACAACUCUAGCGGAGGGAAGUUCUUUAACACUCUUUUGCAAUGCCUCUGGAGUACCUGCACCUAAUAUCACGUGGACCAAGGUUGGUGGAGGCAUUGUUGGCAGUACUGAGACAUUUACCAUAAGUGGCGUCACGAGAGGAGACGAAGGGUUCUACAGAUGCACAGCAAGCAACGGCGACGAGUGCAGCAAUGUCACUGCUGACGCAAAUGUUGUCGUAAACUAUCCACCAGAAAGUACUAGUAUAACAACAAAUAACAGUGAUAACACUUUCCUAAAAGGGAACAGUGUAAGACUAUCAUGUGCGUCAACAUCAAAACCACAAUCGUGCAACGUGACGUUUUACCAUGGCAACACUGUUAUUCAAAGCUACUAUGACAAGACAUGUGCAGGAGCAGAUGCUGCUAGUCACGUGAUACACAGUAUUGAUGGUUGUAACCUGGAAGAGUAUUCAUGCAAAGCUGAAAACCAGUACGGGCAACAAGAGGCUAAAAUCAACCUGACAAUAAAUGUUCCUGCAACAAUCAACAUUUCACCUGCAGCUGACGUUGUUCUAAUAGAAGGAGAUGCUUUGCAGCUUAAUUGCACUGCUACAGGUUGCCCCACUCCAAAUAUUACAUGGACAAAGACAGAAAAUAGUGCAUCUUUAGCACUUGUGAAUGGCUUCUUUUUGUCUCAUAGUAUUAACAGCUUAAGCAAAUCAGACACUGGCCAUUAUAAGUGCUUUGUAGACAAUGGAGUUGCAGGAAGUCCUUUGGAUAGAACAAUACAUGUAAAUGUCACAUACAAACCAGAACUCACAAAUCUGACCAGCACAAAGACUGAGGCCUGCCUGAACGACUCAGUUGAGUUACAAUGUACAACAAAUGCCAACCCACCAGCACAUGAAUAUCGCUUCUACUUGAAUGAUCAGCUUGUACAUACCAGCAUGUCUGGAGUCUAUCAGUUGAAUGUUCCWCAAGCAGGYAAUAACACAUACAAGUGUGAACCAAAUAACACUGUUGGAGCUGGACAGAAUGCAUCGGUGACCAUUGCCACAAAAGCUCCUCCACUGAUAACGUUUUCAACACCAAACCAGACUGUGGUAGAAGGAGACAGAGUGGUUCUUAUGUGCAAUGUAACGGGUAGUGAUCCAAUGAACGUGACUUGGAGUAAAGUUAGUGGUUCAUCAUAUCCUGAAAGUUCUAGUCACACCUUCACAAGUAUUGUACGUGGAGACGAGGCUACGUACCAAUGUACAGCACACAAUGGAAAUGAGUGUCCUGCAGCAACUGCUCGAUCAGCCAUCACUGUCACGUACAAACCCGAAAGUACUAAUUGCUUUACAAACAAAAGCAGCAACGUAUUUGUGCAAGGAGAAACAGUUAACUUGACCUGUCAGUCAUCAGCAAAACCCGCCCAAUGUAACGUGCUGUUUUAUCAAGGAAAUACGUUACUGGCUAACAAGUCAAGUGCCAUGUGUUCAGCAAGUCAUUUGCUAACCAACAUCCAAGGAUGCAAUGGCGAGAGGCUUUCGUUUAAGGUUCAAAACGUUGCAGGGACUGGUAAAACAGUUGAUAUUAACAUUACUGUGCAAGUUCCGGCAAACAUCAGCGUUGUACCGUCCACAGAAACAGUUGUUUUAGAAGAGGGGAAGGCUCUUUCUUUAAAUUGCAGUGCCACAGGAUGCCCAACUCCAAAUAUCACAUGGWCAAAAGAAGGAAAUAGUGCAUCUUUAAUUCGUGCCAAUGGCUUCUUCUUAUCUCAUGGUUUUAACAGCAUAAGCAAAGCGGCUACCGGCAAAUAUAAGUGCUCCGUAAACAAUGGAGUUGUAGGUAGCCCUCUGGAAAAAACAAUAUACGUCAAUGUCACAUACAAACCAGAACUCACGAACCUGACCAGCACAAAGACUGAGGCCUGCCUGAAUGACUCAGUUACGUUACAAUGUACAACAAAUGCCAACCCAUCAGCAUAUGAAUAUCGCUUCUACUUGAAUGAUCACCUUGUACAUACCAGCAUGUCUGGAGUCUAUCAGUUGAAUGUUCCWCAAGMAGGCAAUAACACAUACAAGUGUGAACCAAMGAACACUGUUGGAGCUGGACAGAAUAAAUCGGUGACCAUCGCCACAAAAGCUCCUCCUAAGAUAACGUUUUCAACACCAGACAAAACUGUAGUAGAAGGAGACAGAGUGGUUCUUAUGUGCAAUGUAACGGGUAGUGAUCCAAUGAACGUGUCUUGGAGUAAAGUUGGUGGUCCAUCAUAUCCUGAAGGUUCUAGUUACACCUUCACAAGUAUCGUACGUGUAGAAGAGGCUACGUACCAAUGUACAGCACACAAUGGAAAUGAGUGUCCUGCAGCAAUCGCUCAAUCAGCCAUCACUGUCACGUAUAAACCAGAGAACACUAGUUUGACGGCUUCUAAAGCUAGAGCCUGUGUUAGCGAUGAAUUGACUCUGACGUGCCACACCAGUGGAAAGCCUGAUCCUACAACCUACAGGUUCUAUCGAAAUAAUGUGUUAAUCAAAGCCCAAAGUACUAAUACAUACAAAUUUUCCACGAGUGCCAGUGGGAACAACGUUUACAAGUGUCAACCUGAAAACAGCGCUGGUAAUGGUACUAUGGCCAAUGUCACUGUUAUUGUAAAAGCUGCGCCUGUUAUUGAUUACAUUACUCCAAGUCAAGAGGUUGUGGAGGGAAAUACCUUGACUCUUGUCUGUAACGUCACCGACUUUAGUAGGCAAUUGAAUGUGUCUUGGCACAAAGUUGGCGGUGGUCAGUUAUCGAGUACGAGAACCCAUUCUAUAACAUCUGCUGGCCGUAAUGAUACAGGAUCAUAUGUAUGUAAAGCUCACAAUGGAAAUGAGUGUGAUGCGAAAACAAAACUCGCCCAUAUCACCGUGAAAUAUCCAGCAACCAUCACAUCUCACUCAAGUCUAAAUGUAACACGUGACGAAAACGACCAGAUCAUUCUUAGCUGUAUGGUGUCUGGUGUACCAAAACCCAGUAUUAACUGGACCAGAAAUGACCAACAGAUUCAAAGUGCACAUGGAGAGACAUACGCUUUUCAAGCUUUGGAGUCUUUGUCAGGAAAUUACUCUUGUAUCGUGUCCAAUGGGAUUGGAGGAAGACAACAAAGGACAUUUUAUGUCAAGAUAACAGGGCACUGUAAAGGCCAUGGAUGUAAACAUGGGGGAACGUGCAGAAGUGAAGGCCAAAGUUACAGAUGUCUUUGCACAAGAGGAUUAACCGGGAGAUUCUGCGACAACGAAGUUUUGUUUCAAUUCUUAAAUUUAAAACUUGCCAACAUCUUUUCGACACAGAUGUUCAAGAUAUUCAAUGAAGGACAACAACGAAUACCAGGGAAAAAACUUGUGACUUGUAUCCUUGUAAAAGCCAGUAAAGGAAGUAUAUACGCCAACACAAUUCUUACUUUCAAUGACACUGCCCUAAGAAGCGAGGUCGUGAAUGCCAUAAAGAAUGAAAUAGUCAACAAAACAAUUUUCGGCAACUUAACAUUGAAAGCAUCAGGAUUGCAAGUAUCUCCAAAAUCUGAUCCAUGCAGCUCAGAACCUUGCAAAUUCAACAGCAAAUGUGAGGUGCAAGGUGAUAAUGGCUACAGAUGUUUUUGCGAUGCUUUCAGAUACGGGACGCAUUGCGAGAAGGGUGCGGCAGAGAACGGAACUUCGAUGCAAACUUUUAACGUGAAUGACCAUAAUGCAGCAGCAACUAAUGCUUACAAGACAACUCAAGAUGAAAUGCCGCCAUAUCGUAAUGGUCAACCAACGGAGAUCUACCGUCCGAAAAAGCAUGGAAUCGAAUGA